UUCAAUAUUAUUCAGUCAGUAAAAUUAAAAUAAUUGUGUUUCCCUUAUUAUUAUAUUGCAAGAAAGGAUCAUUUGACUAUCCCAUAUUAGACAUGUCGAAGGAUACAGCAAGUGGAGACAUCGUUUUAGAUGAUGGAUUGGAUUUGAGCAAAGUCGUCACUACUGGAUCUGUGCUGCGUAUCAAUGAAAUCUGCCUAGAGGACAAUAUUGAAGAUGAAAAGCCAGAGACUAAAGGAGUUGACUUCAUUGGGGAACCUGUAAAAUGCUUUUCUGAUUUGGAGAAGCACUUGCUUCCUGUAGACAAGGAUGGAUAUGUCAAGAAGAAGGUUCUGGAAGAUGGAGGGGGUGAGGUUCCUCAUGAUGGGUGCACUGUGUCUAUUGUUUAUUCCGGGUAUUGGGAAGAUACCGAUGACCCCUUCGACGUGAGACCUAUACACAAACCACUGGUGGUCGAUUUAAGUGACAAUGGCCUAUUACCGGGCUUGAUUAUUGCUGUGAAGUCUAUGCUUGUUGGGGAGAUAUCUGUCUUUCUACUAUCUCACCAUUUAAUGUAUGGGGAGAUGGGCAUCCCACCACGGAUCAAGCCUAAAGCUUCUUGUGUGUUCUACAUCAAGCUUGUGAAGAAUAUUAUUACACCUAAACAAGGGGAUAUCAACUUUUCUGAGGCCAACAUGUUUCAAAGAGUACACAAAGAAGUGAAGCUUCUUUACAGCUCUGGAAUGGAACUACAUAAGACUAAAAAUUAUUCAGCUUCAUCACGCUUAUUUCGAAAAGCUGUUUUCAUGCUACAUAGAGUUCGACUAGCUGAUGAAGAUGAGGAAAAAAUUCAAGAAAAGUUUCUUAUAAAACUUUACACUAAUUUAGCAAUAUGUUACAAUAAACUGAAGCUGCCCCUGAAAGCUUGCACUGCUUGCAACGAGAUCAAUAGGCUAACCAAUAUUUGGUCCAAUGGGAAAGUACUGUUUCAAAAUGCAAAAGCAUUGAGAAUGAUAGGAGCUUAUGAUUCUGCAGAGAAAAGGCUCAAAAGAGCUAUGCAAUUAUUUCCCAAUAAGGAUGAGAUGAAGGAAGAAUUAGAACUACUACAGAGGACCAGAGAGGCCUGCAACCAGUCCAAACUAAUAGCUCAAAUGUGUAAAGAUCAAAAACAUUUGGUAAGUAAAGAGUUCAAAGAUGAGGUAGAUAACCUCAUUAAGAAUUUCAAACAAAACGAAAAUCUGUGCAAGUUUACAUUACCAACGAGAUUACAUGAUGCUGAAGUAGAUUACAUCAGAGAAGUGUGUCAAAGGGAAAAUAUUUUCUGCAAUAAGAUAGAGAGGAAUUUUGCCCUGGAUAAGGAUGAAAGGGCAGCAGCUGAGACACUUGGAGAAGAGUUUAAUGAUCUGUUAUUGUAACCAUUUUUUUUGUAUUUCUGUUUGUGUCAAUACAUGGGCACAAUACACAUUAGCCUGUGGGUACAAAUAAACAUUUAGCAAUAAACAUUUUGAUCAUAAAAUGAACACUAAUAAUAAAAUGAUUAGUGUCCAUUUAGGAAAAUAAGGCUGAC
This is a messenger RNA of Plutella xylostella (diamondback moth), 1543 nucleotides long. RefSeq names its product inactive peptidyl-prolyl cis-trans isomerase shutdown. NCBI's taxonomy places the organism in Eukaryota, Metazoa, Arthropoda, Insecta, Lepidoptera, Plutellidae. Gene Ontology annotation, biological process: piRNA processing; spermatogenesis. Gene Ontology annotation, molecular function: Hsp90 protein binding; peptidyl-prolyl cis-trans isomerase activity. The record is from RefSeq and is a predicted model, not a curated record. Gene Ontology annotation, cellular component: cytoplasm.